Molecule: messenger RNA, 1656 nt
Organism: Fonsecaea nubica
Lineage: Eukaryota; Fungi; Ascomycota; Eurotiomycetes; Chaetothyriales; Herpotrichiellaceae
Exons: 2
Coding region: 1-1656 (551 amino acids)
Biological process (GO): sucrose catabolic process
Cellular component (GO): fungal-type vacuole
Molecular function (GO): sucrose alpha-glucosidase activity
Source: RefSeq, a predicted model, not a curated record
AUGAUUUCGUUGAUUUCUAUAGCAUGCCUUGCUCUGAUUGCAUCCGCGUACGCCCAGGUCUCCGAAUAUGUAGAGCCAUCGGUGCCUACAGGAGUACCAAUACCUGGAAACUACAGUGGUGCUCUUCGCCCACAGGUCCAUUUCUCCCCUCCCAAGGACUUUAUGAAUGAUCCCAAUGGCAUGUUUGUCGAUGCGAAUGGCACGUAUCAUUUGUACUACCAAUACAAUCCGACAGGCGUCGUGGCAGGUAAUCAGCACUGGGGGCAUGCCACGUCCCAGGAUCUCUACCACUGGGCGAAUCAGCCAAUCGCCAUAUUCCCUCCCGACGCACAGUCCAACAUCUUCUCAGGUUCCGCGGUCGUGGACGUGAACAACACGUCAGGGUUUUUCCCACGUCAAGACAAUGGCAUCGUGGCCGUGUACACCAUCAACACGCCCACGUCGCAGACACAGGCACUUUCAUACUCCAUCGACGGCGGGUACACCUUUCACCCUUACUCCGGAAACCCGGUGUUGAGCGACAAUUCUAGCCAGUUCCGCGACCCCAAAGUCAUCUGGCACGCGGCCACGCAGAAAUGGGUCAUGGUGGUCGCCUACGCGCAGGAUCUCGCCGUCGGCUUCUUCACGUCCGACAACCUGAGGGAAUGGGACCACGUCUACAACUUCUCCCAUCACGGCCUGUUGGGAGACCAGUACGAAUGUCCCAAUCUGGUGGAAAUACGGAUGGAGGGCCACGAAGAAGACAAGCCGCGGAUGUACCUGCUCGUCGUGAGCAUCAACCCCGGCGCUCCCCUCGGCGGCUCCAUCACCCAGUACUUCCCAGGCACCUUCAACGGCACUGUCUUCACGCCCGUCGACGGCGCCGCGCGCAUCGCCGAUUUCGCCAAAGACAACUACGCGGGACAAUUCUUCUACGGCGUCCCCGCGGGCCGCGAUCAGUUAUCCAUCGGCUGGGCGAGCAACUGGCAAUACUCGCAAGUCGUACCGACGGGCCCCUUGGAAGACUGGCGCUCAUCCAUGUCGCUCCCACGGAUCAACUACCUGAAGAACAUCAGCCGGGUGGGCUAUGACCUCGUGUCAGCACCGUACGAUUUGUCGCCUGUGAUCAACACCACCGCGCUGGCUCGAAAGACUAUAGGAAACGGCAGUGUAAGCGUCGACUACUCCUCCGUCGCCUCCGGGGCGCUGUACUUCCAGAUCAACAUCACCAACAUCCCCACAACCAACAUCACAGGCACCACGAACUUUACGUUCUCGUCGUCCCGCUCCGGCGAGUCGCUCAGGGGAGGCUACCUCCUCACUCCCGACAGCGCCUUCUUCCUCGACCGCGGUAACAUCCAGGGCUUCGACAACCCUUUCUUCACCGACAAGUUCUCCACGAGCUGUCCGUACAACACUUCGUCAUCGUCGCCACUGACCUGGCGCGUCGAGGGCGUGGUCGACCGGAGCAUUCUCGAGGUCUUCAUCAACGGCGGCGAAUCCUCCGCCACGCUGACCUUCUUCCCCGAGCAGGCGCUCGAUACCCUCAGGAUCAGCUCGGGCGGCCUCAACCCCGGCGUCAGCGUGAGUGCGGCCGUGUAUGAUCUCGACAGCGCGUGGGCGAGGUUUGAGGAUGUCCACGGCACGGUGGUGGGGAAUGUGACCGCUGACCACUGA